AACAUUGAGCUCACUCAGAAACACACUGAGUACGUCUCUCAGACACUCGACGAGAGACGAGACACCAAGUGUUUAUCAAACGUUGAGCAACAUUUUACUGCCGGUUCUUUCUCAAGACUGUCAGUCAGAUACACACGGAAGGAAGAGACUGAUGGAAACUAUGGGUGAGCAUGACUGUGUCUGUCCAAUGGGCAGUGGUGCCAGUAGACUCUACAGCUCCCUGGCCCAGACCCUAGUCAGCACCAGCACCACUACCACCCCGCUGGCCCAGCACCCCUCCCCCUCACAGGGGUGUCACUCUCCCCCGGGGGGGCACCCCCUGCAGCUGCUGAGGGAGUGUGAGGAGGCUCUACGGGACAGGCCUCCUCGCCUCCUCAGAGCCUUCAUCUGCCCCGGGGAGGGAGAGGUGGACAGGGAGGAAGUGGACAACGAUGCCACCCAGAGGACCAUCAGAGUUAUGCAGUGGAACAUACUGGCUCAAGCUCUAGGUGAAGGCAUGGACAGUUUCGUCAACUGUCCCCUGGAAGCCCUGAACUGGGCGGAGCGUAAAUACCUCAUCCUAGAAGAGAUCCUCACCUACCGGCCUCACAUCCUGUGUCUACAGGAAGUCGACCACUACUACGACACCUUCCAGCCAAUCCUGGCCAGCCUGGGUUACCGCGGCAACUUCUGCCCCAAGCCCUGGUCUCCGUGUUUGGAUGUGAAGGGCAACAACGGUCCGGAUGGAUGUGCUCUGUUCUACGAUGAAGCCCGGUUGGACUUGGUGGAUAGUGUGAAUGUCCGGCUGUGUGCCCUUUUCACACCCACCAACCAGGUGGCGGUCGUCACGACGCUGCGUUGCAGGGUGACAGGCCGGCGGCUGUGUGUUGCCGUGACGCACCUCAAAGCCCGGAGCGGCUGGGAAUGCCUCCGUAGUGCCCAGGGUUCCGACCUUCUCCGGAACCUCACCACCCUCACCCAAUCACCGGGGGGUCCUUCGGGUCCCAUCGGCGUCGCCCCAGACACCCCUCUCCUCGUCUGCGGCGACUUCAACGCUGUGCCUUCCGAGGACGUCUACCAGCGUUUCGCCUCGUCACCGUUGAUCCUUGACUCCGCCUAUAAACGGUUAAGCCGGGACGGGCUUUCGGAACCGGCCUACACCACGUGGAAGAUCCGGCCGACGGGAGAGUGUUGCAACACAUUGGAUUAUAUCUGGUACUCUAGAGAAGCGUUCAGUGUGGACGCCGUGUUGGAUAUGCCUACAGAGGAACAGAUUGGCCCCAACAGGCUUCCGUCGUACAACUACCCCUCCGAUCACCUCUCGCUGGUGUGUGACUUCAGCUUUAAAAAGCAGGAGGAGGAGUGAAGUGGAUCAUAUGGACAUUUGAUUGACAGAACGAGGGAUGGAGGGAACAGAACGAGGGAUGGAGAGAAAAGAAGCGCCACUGUCCCUCUGAGUCCGAACCCAUCUCUCUGGAGUAUGAUGACUGGAGAACAGGAGGAGGGAAAUAGCGAGGAGACUACCCGCUUGGUGUGAGCUUACUUUUCAGAAGUCAUGUUAUCGAUUUAAAACACUCGGAUUGAAGGAGAGACCGAGAGGAAUGGACUGGACAGACUGCUGAAACUAGGCUCUAUGGUUCCUGUCUACAGUAGAGGUGCUGUUGUUGUACCGCUGACACUGUGAUGAUUGGACUGGACAGACUGCUGAAACUAGGCUCUAUGGUUCCUGUCUACAGUAGAGGUGCUGUUGUUGUACCUCUGACACUGUGAUGAUUGCACCCUACCUGCUACUAUUGUCCUGGGCUGCUUCAGUUCAAGCGGGUAAUCCUACAGAGCAGGAUCAAGGGGUUAGCCGGCUAACUAGGAGUUUACUUGCCUAAAUAUUCUGAAGUAUUACAGUGCAUUUUGGGAAGUAUUCAGACACCUUGACUUUCUUCAAAAUGUUGUUACAUUACAGCCUUAUUCUAAAAUUUAUGUUUUUCAUCACAAUCUUCACAAUACUCCACAAUGGACAAAGUCAAUUCAGGUUUUUAGAAAUACAUCACUUAUAGCAAUACUUUGCUAUGGGCCUUGAAAUUGAUCUCGGGUGCAUCCUGUUUCCAUUGAUCAUCCUUGAGAUGUUUCUACAACUUGAUUGGAGUCCACCUGUGGUAAAUUCAAUUGAUUGGACAUGAUUUGGAAAGGCACACACCUGUCUCUAU
Messenger RNA from Oncorhynchus mykiss (rainbow trout), 2180 nucleotides. NCBI's taxonomy places the organism in Eukaryota, Metazoa, Chordata, Actinopteri, Salmoniformes, Salmonidae. The record is from RefSeq and is a predicted model, not a curated record.